AAAAGAAAAAAGUGGAAGUGAAAACCAACCAAGUUUCUUCUUUCCCGAUUUUUUCAAAAAAAAUCGCCAAAGUGGCGCCAUAAACUAUCCUGAAGCUAAACCAAUUAACUAGCCCACUUCCAACCAUACGCCAGCGUAUUAUUGCAAAUCAGGGUGGAUCGUCCGUCAAAGAACCCAAGAAAAAAGUGCGUGCUUCCAUUUUGGAUGCUGCUUUGGGAAAGUGCGUGCGUGCGACAAACUCUUUGUUUUGCGGCUGAGGAUGGAGAGAAGAUCGCGAAAAUCGCUGCUGAUAUCGCGCCUCACCGCUUCAGUUUGAGUGUUCGGCCCAGGGGGGAGUUUAAAAAAACCUACUAAUCCUGUCGCUAACUUCGCAUUCAACAAGCCGAUCCGCUGAACUAAUUCGAACGGAAGAGGAAAACCACAAGUGGUGGCCAAAAUGAUUAAAGGAAGAAGACCGCGUAACGCCAACGGAACGAAGAGUUCUAUCACGGCAUCUGCCAAAUCUGUUACCGACGACGCAGCAAGUCCGAAGCGAAAGGAUUUUAAAUUCGAUCUCCACGGCACCGACGCCACCGUAUCCGUGGCACUGAAAAAUGAUUCAAUGGUAUUAAGAGGUGGUCGCUUAAAAACGGUCGACAUUUCGCGAUAUUUACAACCAACAGCUAGAUGCAAAAAUGCCCCAACCAUUCAAACGGUGGCUGCACCAAGAAAUACCGAUAGAUUCAUUGAUAUUACGGACGAGAAUACGUGCGAUUCGUUCGAUGCUCCUCAGGUUGCCGAUGAUGACGAUGUGUGCAUUACUGGCAUAACAACGCGCAGCGAUCAUGAAAUGAAGCCGGAUGGAUCAAGGAGUAUUCCAUCGCAUCGCAACAAUCACAACAAUAAUAACAUAUUUCUGCAGGAGCCGGUGUUGAGCUUAAACUUUGACAAAACCCCAACCUCGCCGAAUCGGCCGCGCCUCUUUAUUCACAGCCCUUCUUUCAUAGCAAAUGCGGAGCUGAACAGCAACCGGUUUUCAUCGUCACCGCAACCAAAGAGCGAUUCCCUCUGGAAUGGAAUUGCGUCUAUGGCUGGCUGCCAUACAAACGGAAGUGGUCUGGGUCUCCUGGGGACAUCAGCGAACAAUGCUCGUGAACACCCGCAUGCCUUAGAUCUGUCCAAACCGACGCAGGUGACGCAGAUCGAUUCGACAACCGUCUCGACAGUGAACGCAUGUUUGCAUCAGGAGGAUAGCAACUCGUGCGAUAGUGGUGAUAGCGGCGAUAGCGGUGUUGUCAUUUUGUCGGGCAACGAAGGACAGUCUGGUUCAUCGUCCUCACCAGUGAUGCCCGAUUCACGGCUAAGCGCACCCGGAAACCACACGACACCAGCUGCAGAAAGGCGCAAGAAACCCUCUACUCCACAUCGGAUACUCUGUCCUUCGCCCGUAAAGAAUGCCAUCGUAUGCCUUCCAACGAGCACGGGAGGAGCCUUGGGAUCGUCACCAUUGGGUAACAUUCAUAAAAGCCGCCGUGGAACGAACAAGUCCCGCAAGAGGUUGAAUGCUAAACAUGCUCCACAUGAAAAUGCACCAGAUGCGAAGCCGCUCGGAAAUUCCGGUGACGAUAGUUCCUCUCCAUCGACUAAUGAGACCAAUACACUAAUGACCCAUGACAAUACGACGCAAUCUACAGCACCAGCACGGCAACUAAUCGUUCUCCCGCCACCAUCAGCCAAGGGUUCUGUCGCCGGUGGUAAUAAGAAAAUCACUGAAUUCUACCCUGUUAGGCGAAGCGUUAGAAAAACGAAGAAAGAGGUUCAAGUAGAACGUGAUCGGGAUAUCGAGUUAGCUAUUCGGGAAGGUCGAGAAGAGGGUUUGCAGAUCGAGCAUUUCGAAGGGAAAGGACGUGGCAUCGUAACUACGCGUACGUUUAGCAAAGGCGAGUUCGUGGUCGAGUACAUCGGCGAUUUGAUAACCGUGGCUGAAGCUAAACAACGUGAACAAAAGUAUGCCGAAGAUGACAACACGGGCUGCUACAUGUACUACUUCAAGCACAAAAAUAUUCAGCAUUGCAUUGACGCGACGGCCGAAAGUGGUAAGCUAGGACGACUGGUAAAUCAUUCACGCAACGGUAAUCUGGUUACAAAAACGGUUUUGCUUAAUAAUCGGCCACAUCUCGUGCUCAUAGCCAAAGAUGAUAUCGAGAAAGGAGUUGAGAUAACGUACGAUUAUGGUGAUAGAUCAAAGGAAGCUCUGCAGUACUAUCCCUGGUUAGCAUUGUAAUCCAGCCCUGCAGUAAUAGCCAGAACCAUUAUACUAUAGGCAAUAGCGCCUUAAUUUUCAUGCUAGAACAUAGUAGUGCGGGUUAUGUCGUUGGGAUCAUUGCGAUAGCCAUGACUGCAACAAGAGAAGAAUCUGGAUCCUUGGCGCUCCCCUAUGUUCUCAAGAUCGAUCCAGAUGGUUUAUUUUUCCGUUAUUUUGUUGUCUCACAUUCAAUAGUGCGUAGAUAAUAGUAGAGGAUAAACAGCUGAGGUGCCUCAUCAUAGUUCGUGUUAACAAAACUGCGCGUUUAUCGUAUUGUCUCCUGCCCUUUUGUUACAAAUAGAAUAAUGUAAACGGUAUAGUUGCCGUGCUUAAAUGUUACUUUUUCCCACGAUGUUCACUACAAAAAUAAAGGGGGCAGUUUGAGGUUCUCUUGCUAAAAGAGGCUCUUAGGAACCACAGAGCAAACAGAUUAAACGGAAAGACAAAGACCAAACGCGAGACAAGGCGCAAAAGGCAAAGAUAGGUA
Messenger RNA from Anopheles darlingi, 2771 nucleotides. It is a transcript of the gene Set8, whose product is annotated as histone-lysine N-methyltransferase PR-Set7. Gene Ontology annotation, molecular function: protein binding; histone H4K20 methyltransferase activity. Lineage: Eukaryota; Metazoa; Arthropoda; Insecta; Diptera; Culicidae. The record is from RefSeq and is a predicted model, not a curated record. Bases 437 to 2263 code for a protein of 608 amino acids. The transcript has 5 exons.